Messenger RNA from Photinus pyralis (common eastern firefly), 1789 nucleotides. RefSeq names its product zonadhesin-like. The record is from RefSeq and is a predicted model, not a curated record. NCBI's taxonomy places the organism in Eukaryota, Metazoa, Arthropoda, Insecta, Coleoptera, Lampyridae. The coding region runs from base 172 to 1584 and encodes 470 amino acids. The transcript is spliced from 7 exons.
UCGACCUGACCGCAUGCACUGAAGAAGCUAUCAGUUCAGUUAUCCGCGUUUAUAUAAAUAUCACGUAGGGAUUAAUCUUCAUCGUUAACAUAAGCAUGAUCAUGAUACGACGAGUAUAAAUUGGUUUCACGUACCUUAAUGAAUUAAUAAUUAUUGAAGUGACACAAAAGAAUGGAGGUGCAUUGGUUUCUUGCUGUGUAUUUACUUUAUUUGGUGCACGUUUCAAGAGGAGCCGAGUGUCCAGAAAAUGAAGAAUUGGAUAACUGUAAGAGCCCCUGCGAACGCACCUGCCAAAAUCCAAAUCCACCCCCGUGCUACUUCUUCGCCUGCAAUAUCGGUUGUGUAUGUAAACUUGGUUUUAUUCGCGAUGAGGCCACACAAAAAUGUGUAAAACAACAUUUAUGUCCUGUGGAAUGCAAAAAAGACGAAAAAGAAAAUGUUCAAAACACAUGCGAGCCCACUUGCCCCUCGAUUGCUCACGCUCGACCAUUCGUCGUACAAAUCAAAAAAUGCAUCUGUAAAGACGGACUGGUGAGACACAAAAACGGAACCUGCAUUCCUUUGAAACAAUGCGACAAAUUAUGCGGGAAAAACGAGGAGUUAUCGAACUGCGCAAAUCCGGCGUGUCGAAAAACCUGCCAAAAUCGCGGCGAGACAAAAGUUUGUGCGCAAAUUUGCCAGAAGGGCUGUGUUUGUAAAGAUGGAUACAUAUGGGAUGAAGAUCGCGCAGAAUGCGUACUGGAAAGUGAAUGUCCGGAAGAAUGUGGCGAAAAUGAAGUUUUUAUGGUGUGCAGUGAUAUUUUGUGUAGAACCACGUGUAAAAAUUUUGGGAAGACUGUUAUAUGUCCUAAGAUUUGUGUACCUGGUUGCUCUUGUAAACCGGGAUUUAUUUGGGACGAAUUACAGAGGAAGUGUGUUAGAAGAAGUCAUUGCCUGAAAGGCUGUGGAGUUAAUGAGGUCUGGUCGGACUGUGUGAAUGCUUGCGCGCCAACCUGCCAAAAUCCCAUUCCAAGGAUUUGUACUUUGGAAUGUAGAAGUGGUUGUACUUGUCGUGAUGGAUAUUUGUGGGAUGAGUAUGCUCAGCGAUGUGUCAAAAGAUAUCAUUGCUCGCAAGUUUGUGAUGAAAAUCAAGAGUGGUGCGACCACGUAGCGGAUGACCUACCUACGUGCCAAAGUCUUUAUAGACCGCUGUUACCAUAUCGAUAUGCGCCACGCUUUGUACCACUGAGGCCAGGUUGCACCUGUACAUCCGGAUACAUAAUGGACGAAAAAACACGCAAAUGUAUUUCUUUGGAUGACUGCCUCAACGGAAAACAUACGACAACAACUGAAAGAUAUACUUCACCUUCCAAGACUCAUCGCCCAGUGACCAAAAAAAUUAGUACCACUCAAACUGCCAUUACACACACCGAAAUGGCGCACCCAAACCAAACUGUGCACUACCCCAAAACAAAGCAUACUUCCACGUCGACAGAAAAGGCACAUCCAACCCAAACUCAAACUGCGAUCCACCCUAAUACACAACAUGAUUCCACUUCGAUUUUAGAAUCAGCCCUGACAACAAAACAUGUGCAGACACAGUAGACGAUUUUCAAUCCUUUGCAGAAAACAAGCCUGCGGAUGCUUCCAAUUAGCAUUCACAUUUAAACCAGGGUUUUCAUUUUGGAUUUAUGUUAAGAUAAGCAGUACACCUAUUGUACAUAGGAAAAUAAUGGAUCAAAGAGUCGUCAACUUUUUAAUUAAAAAUAUGUAUUGUCAUAAAGUAGCAGGAAAUUUAAUUAAAACAGAU